Aspergillus ruber CBS 135680 is the source of this 786-nucleotide messenger RNA. RefSeq names its product 40S ribosomal protein eS24. Gene Ontology annotation, cellular component: ribosome. Gene Ontology annotation, molecular function: structural constituent of ribosome. Lineage: Eukaryota; Fungi; Ascomycota; Eurotiomycetes; Eurotiales; Aspergillaceae. Gene Ontology annotation, biological process: translation. Bases 258 to 626 code for a protein of 122 amino acids. The transcript has 2 exons. The record is from RefSeq and is a predicted model, not a curated record.
CUCGCUGUCAAUCACAGAAAUCGACAACCAUGGCCGACGCUCCCGUUACCCUGCGGACGCGCAAGUUCAUCCGCAACCCUCUGCUUGCCCGGAGACAGAUGGUCGUGUAAGGCUCUCUUUCUCCUGCUUUUAUCGCUUUUUCGGUGUUUUAUCGAUUUGGGUGGUUAUUGGAAUGACAUGUGGAUAUAUUAUUCGAUAUUUUUUUCGAUGGAAAUACCGUCAAAAUUGCAAGAGGAUUCUUUAUCACAGGGGGAUGGAUGAUCAGGAAGGCAAAAUUCAUUAAACUAAUACUCCUCUCUAGUGACGUCCUCCACCCCAACCGUGCCAACGUCUCCAAGGAUGAGCUCCGCGACAAGCUCUCCGGUCUCUACAAGGCCAACAAGGACGAGGUCUCCGUCUUCGGCUUCCGCACGCAAUACGGUGGUGGCAAGAGCACCGGCUUCGCCCUGGUCUACGACUCCGCUGAGGCCCUGAAGAAGUUCGAGCCUCACCACCGUCUCGUCCGCAUCGGUGCCGCUACCAAGAUCGAGAAGGCCUCCAGACAGCAGCGCAAGCAACGAAAGAACCGUUCCAAGAAGUUCCGCGGUACCGCCAAGACCAAGGGCCCCAAGAAGAGCAAGGACUAAAUGUAAUCGCCAACGGACGCUUUCUGGCGAUAGUGCUGCUGGUGAUUAUGGGCGGGGGUUUACUGUGAUUAUAGGGAUUAGGGAAUUUGGAAAAUGGAAAUGGACAACCUUUUUUCUCGUUUCUUCGCGCAUUACGGUUUGCACUUGCACACACAAAAAA